This is a messenger RNA of Ceratina calcarata, 1728 nucleotides long. It is a transcript of the gene Vajk4, whose product is annotated as chitin-binding protein vajk4. NCBI's taxonomy places the organism in Eukaryota, Metazoa, Arthropoda, Insecta, Hymenoptera, Apidae. The transcript has 2 exons. The coding region runs from base 23 to 1129 and encodes 368 amino acids. The record is from RefSeq and is a predicted model, not a curated record.
CUCAAAACGCGCGAACUCAACGAUGAAUAUUAAGUUCGCCAUCGUUCUGGUGGCACUGGCCACGGCAAGCUGCGAGGAUGCUAGCAAACCUAGCGAGACCGCGUCAAAGGACUCGGAUUCAGCGGACAAGAAAACAGAGAAACGUGGGCUGCACGGUAGUUACGGAGAUCUAGGAGGCGGUGGCGAUUAUGGUGGCGAACAGCACCACGAGCACGAGCACGUGAAAGCGGUAACCGUAGUGAAGAAGGUUCCCGUCCCUUACGAAGUAACCAAGCACGUGCCUUACCUAGUGGAAAAGCACGUCCCUUACGAAGUGAAAGUCAACGUCCCACAACCGUACACCGUCGAGAAGCACGUCCCUUAUCCGGUAAAGGUGUUCGUGAAGGUGCCGGUUCACGUGCCCCAACCAUACACCGUUGAGAAGAAGGUGCCUUACGAGGUCAAGGUCCCCGUCGACAAGCCCUACGAGGUAAAGGUGUUAGUGCCUCAACCGUACACCGUUGAGAAGCACGUCCCGGUCCCGGUGAAGGUCUCCGUACCGCAACCGUACACCGUCGAGAAGCACGUGCCGUACCCAGUCAAAGUCAAAGUACCUCUGCCUCAACCGUAUACCGUGGAGAAGAAGGUACCUUACGAGGUGAAGGUACCUGUGGACAAACCGUACCAUGUCCACGUACCAAAACCCUAUCCAGUGACCGUGGAGAAGCCGUAUCCGGUACAAGUGGACAAGCUGGUACCGUACGAAGUCAAGGUACCCGUGGACAAGCCCUACCCCGUGCCAGUAGAAAAACCGUAUCCGGUACAUGUCAAGGUUCCUGUCCCUCAGCCUUAUCACGUUCACAAGGCGGUACCGGUUUCGGUACCCAAGCCGUACCCGGUACCAGUCAAGGUACCCGUAGACAAACCGUACAUUGUGGAGAAGGAGGUGCCGGUGCCGGUAGAAAAGGAAGUCCCGGUACCGGUGAAGGUGCCUGUUCCGGUGCACAUACACGAAAGUCACGGGGGUGGCGGCAGUUAUGGGGGUGGCAGCUACGGAGGAGGUGGCAGCUACGGAGGUGGUGGCGGCUACGGAGGUGGCGGCGGCUACGAAGGAUACGGAGGCGGCGGCGAAGAGUAUUCUCAUCAUUGACAGAACAGGAUUUCUUGAAUACCUUUAGAUUCUUGAUAUACGUGCUGCUGGAUCUCUGGGCGAUCGCCUCUCUAUUCGCGAGACCCAAGGGCCAUCCAUGAAAUUAUAUACAUUUUGUAACUUUGAUGGAGUUUCGUUAUCUUAUUGAUCACAGAUAUUAUCGUGAUCCGAUGAUACGAGAAGUUUUUUGUGGUUAGUGCUUCUCUAAAGCGUAAGGUCUCCUUCGAUACUUUUGUAAACGGUCGAUGAGUACUAGUAUUUCUUGGUGACAGCGUUUCCCUUUCUUAUUUUGAUACGCUCGCGAUUUAUGUAUCUUCUAUGCACCGUUGCAUUCGAAUGAGAAAGUAGAUUCUUUCACGUUGUACCGCUGAUCUUGAUGCGUCCAUUAAAUUCUUUACUACUUCCCGGGAAUGCGAACAAGUAAUAUAAUUUCUUUCUUGAAGCUGUUCCAAAGAAACCGCUAACAUCGGCGUUCGAGCUUUACUAUGCAAGCGUAAGUUAGCCGAUGUCAAGUAAAACGUGGUAAGGCGAAAUCAUGAUUUCGCCGAAAGCUGUACCUAAUUUAAGUUUAAGAAAUAGAGUGUUUGUCUACUUUUGUA